GAAGGCCGCUAGGUGGCUGCCGCGAUCGUCAGAGCGCCGCCGUGCCAUCGCCGCGACGCUUGCGGGAAGCGAUGAGUCUCCGCUGCCGUGGUCAGUGACGAACGCUGCGAGCCUCGGGGUGCCACCGCUUCAGCCAUGCACUAGCGGGCCGUCGGUAGAUCAGCAAACCUUUCGUUAUUUUUUAAUUCAAAAUUUAGCUUUAUCCCCGUUCCCCGCUGCCGUUUGGUGGAAGUGUACCAGCCCCGUAAACCAACCAAGCCUAGCGCGGCCAACUCCCCGCUCCCCAGGAUGGUGCCUUCACGGACGGCUUCUAAAUUAUUCGGUGUUUCGUUUGUGAGUAGCAAAAUCUCCUCGUCGUGCAGUGACGCUCCUGUGUACAGAAUGGAUAACGGCAGCUUACGAGCCACCAGCCUCCUAAGGAUUUUCGCCUGCGUCCUUUUGCUACUGGUACACAGCGUUCCUGUAGAAAGUAAAUGUGCAUUCCGGGGAAAGUGCGGUGUACACGAGGACACGGACAAAGACGUCCCCUGCGUGUACAGUGGGGAAGGGCAGCCCCUGGAUCAAGAGGGCCUAGAGAUCAUCAAGGAAUUAUGCCCCCAUCUAGUACAAGGUGAUCAACCAAAGUUCUGCUGUGAUCUGACACAACUAGAAAAAAUGAAUGAAGAACUGAAACAGCCCAUCAGCUUAGGCAUGGGGAAGUGUCCCACUUGCUACAGUAAUUUUGUGCGCAUAUUCUGCGGCUUCUGUGACCCAAACCAGGGUGACUUCAUAGCUGUCAAUGCAUCUGAGCCCAGUGAAGAGAAGGAAGGCGAGCUCAAGGCCACUGCGGUCGACUAUGCCAUUAGUGAAGAAUUCGUUCAAGGUGCAUUCAACUCGUGCGUCAACGUCAUGUCAGUGAUAUCAGGCACAACGGUGAUGCAGCUCAUGUGUGGAGCCCAUGGUAGUGACUGUAACCCCCAGUACUGGCUCGACUUUUUGGGCUCCACGCCGGAGGAAGGCGACGGGUUUUCGCCUUUCAAGUUCAACUACAUCGUCACCUCGAAAGAGAGCAUUGUGAGCAGUGGGGCCACACUCAAGCCAUACAACCCAUCCUUCCACAAGUGCUCCGAUCCAUUUGGUCCCAGCCAGCAAAAGUGCAGCUGCAGCGAUUGCCCGGCGGUGUGCCUUCCUCAGGAACCGCCGCUGCUGCCUCCCUCGCCAGAGCCGUUCACCAUGGGCCGCUAUGACGGCAUGCUGGUCGUGUCCAUGCUGCUCUUUGUGCUCCUGAGCACAGCCGUCCUGAGCACAUUCUUUCUCAAGAGCCACAAGAGGAAAACAUCAUUCCAAGUGUCGAACUCGUCGGAGUCCAGUGUGUCGGACACGAGCAGCAACAGCAAUGACACGAUCAGGACCCCCCUGCACCGGCCCUCAAAGCCGGGUCGCUCAAUUUUGUUGGCAGCCGUGGAUCUUGGCUCCCUUGAGGAGGUGGAACCUCUGAGAUCAAAGCGCUCAAUGAGUGGUCAAAGCUUUCCCUACUCUCCGAGCCACUCACCACCGGGCUCACCCAUCACCCUGCGCCCUGCACCGCUUUCCGGCGAUGUCGCGGAUGGCGGCAUCAUCAACGGCGUCGUUAAUGGGCUCGGUAAUGGCGUGGCCAACGGUGAUGCCGCAGUGUCCAAGGUGGCCACUGGCGGCACUGGCGAGGAACCCCACGUGCGCACGCUCUCCUCGUUCGGGGCGACCAUGGAGCAGCUGCUGCAGGCGGGCUUCCACCGAUGGGGCCUGUUCGUGGCACGUAACCCCUCUCUGGUGCUGGUGGCCGCCCUGGCGGUCAGCGUGCUCCUUUCAUUGGGUCUUCUCAAGUUCACUGUGACUACCAACCCGGUUGACCUCUGGGUGUCCCACAGCAGUCUGGCCCGCAAGCACAUGAACUACUUCAACUCUCACUUUGGUCCUUUCUACCGUGUGGAGCAAAUCAUCCUGCGUCCAAAAGCCCAAGACUUCUUUAUUGUGGAGAAAAAUGACAAAAACACGACAUACGGCCCGGCCUUCGAAAAGAACUUCAUGAUGGAGGCUCUGAAGCUGCAGUUGGCUGUCGAGGCAGUAAUCGGAAAACUGAGCCCCGACGGUAUGCUUCUGCACGAGGGUGAUCAGGAGAAGUACAGGCCGGAGGAUCUGAGGAAUGUGACCAUCUACGACGUCUGUCUGUCUCCGCUGGCGCCGCUGAACAGGAACUGUUCGGUGCAGAGUGUGUUCGCCUACUUCCAAGACAGCAUUGACAAGUUGAACAUGACAGACGGCAUAGAUCCACUCUCCUACCUUCACCACUUUGACAACUGCAGCAAAAACGUUGCAAACAUGGGCUGCUUUGCGAGAUACGGUGGACCAAUUGACGACAUCUCUCUUGUGUUGGGCGGAUUCAAUGGCACUAACUUCCAUCUGGCCACUGCUUUGGUGAUCACCAUCCCUGUGACCAACUACAACGACGACGUGAAGAAGUACCCAGCGCUUGCCUGGGAGAAGGAGUUCAUCAAGCUUAUGAAGCGCUACAAUAACUCGGAACUGAUGACUGUUGCCUUCAUGGCUGAGCGAUCCAUCGAAGAUGAACUCGAACGGGGCAGUCAUUCGGACGUCGUCACAGUUGGGAUCAGCUAUGUCAUCAUGUUUGCGUACAUCGCAAUUGCACUGGGUGACAUCAACAGUUGCAGUAGACUUUUGAUCGACUCAAAGAUUUCCCUCGGCCUUGUGGGUGUGCUCAUCGUGCUGCUCUCGGUGGUGGCCGCACUUGGCAUCUUCAGCUUUUUCAACGUUGCUGCAACGCUCAUCAUUGUCGAAGUGAUUCCCUUCCUCGUGCUUGCUGUCGGUGUUGACAACAUCUUCAUCCUGGUGCAGCAGUUUCAGCGUGAUGAACGUCGCGAAGGAGAGACAACGGUGGAGCAAGUGGGUCGUCUGGUUGGAGAGGUGGCGCCCAGCAUGAUGCUGUCCAGCGUCUCCAUGUCGGCCUGCUUCUUUAUCGGUGCCUUGACAGAAACUCCCGCAGUGCGGAUCUUUGCACUCUAUGCUGGUGUCGCGCUGCUUAUCAAUUUCUUUUUGCAAAUGACCUGCUUCCUCGCCUUGUUUACUAUGGACACACUGCGUCAAGAGAGCAACCGCCUAGAUCUAUGCUUCUGUAUAAAGGCUUCAAAGAAGAGCAGGCCUUCUGAGAACACUAGUCUGCUUUACAAGUUCUUCAAGACGGUCUAUGCACCCUUCCUGCUCAGCGACUCCGUACGAGUGGUCGUGAUGGUGGCCUUUAUUGGAUGGCUGUGCUCCUCCAUUGCUGUCAUAAGCAAGAUUGACGUUGGCCUUGACCAGGAGCUUGCUAUGCCUCAGGAUUCCUACCUGCAGCAGUAUUUCGACUACCUCAAGAAGUAUCUUCAAGUGGGGCCUCCCGUGUACUUCAUGGUCACCGAGGGCUACGAUUACACGGACGUCAAGAAACAGGCCAGGCUGUGCAUCAACGAGCAAGUCUGCGACCAGGACUCUGUCGGAGCUAAGCUCAAGCAGCUGACCUUUCUGAGCAACAGGACGUAUGUGACGAGAUUGCGGUCGUACUGGCUGGACCAGUACAUCCUUUACAUGCGGUCCUCGGAUUGCUGCUUCGAAACCAUCAAAAACCACGAUUUUUGCUACUCCGACUACGGCACUGCAAACGGAACGUGCCAGUCCUGCAGCGUGCCGAGAUCUGAACCUUUUGCCGGUGAAGAAUUUAGGCACCGGCUUUCCUGGUUCCUGAAUGAUGUGCCUAGUGCUAAGUGCUCUUCAGCUGGUCGUGCCGAGCACGGAAAGUCGAUCAACCAUGUAAAUGGGACCGUUACUGCUGCCUACUAUUCAGCCUACCACCCCGUGCUGAAGACGUCGAAGGAUUUCUACACGGCCCUGGAGUGGGCUCGACUAAUAUCCCACAACUUGACCGAGAUGGUGCAAAAAGUCCAGCCAGAGUCUGAGGUGAUCCCAUACAGCCUGGUGCACGUCUUCUACGAGCAGUACCUGACCAUGUGGCCAGACACGUUCAAGAGCCUGGCAUUAUCGCUGGGCGCCAUCUUUGUUGUCACCUUUGUGCUGCUGGGGCUGGACUUCAUGUCGGCGCUGGUUGUCACCUUCACCAUUGUCAUGAUCAUUGUCAACCUGAUGGGCCUCAUGUACUGGUGGGACAUCUCCCUCAAUGCUGUGUCCCUCGUCAACCUGGUGGUGGGUGUGGGCAUCUCCGUCGAGUUCUGCUCCCACCUGGUGCGGGUGUUUGCCUUCAGCGGUGCUCCUACUAGGGUAAAGCGGGCCCAGGACGCCCUCACCAAGAUGGGAAGCUCGAUUCUGUCGGGCAUCACGCUGACAGACUGUGGGAUCCUGGUGCUAGCGUUUGCCAAGUCGCAGAUCUUCCAGGUGUUCUACUUCCGCAUGUACCUGGGGAUCAUCGCGUUUGGCACGCUGCACAGCCUCAUCUUCCUGCCCGUGUUCCUCAGCAUCCUGGGUCCCCCAGUGAACAAGGACAAGUUAAUAGAACACAUUCAGCUCCAUGAGAUGGCGACGGUGACUCCCACAAUAACCAGGCCCAAGAGUGACAAAUAUACUCCAAAGAAUGUGAGCGCAUAAGGAAGCUCUAGCUACAUAUUUAAAAUUGUGCAGACCUACAUCGCAAAGAGAAAUGGGGAAGGAGACGACUGCCAGCAGCAGCCCUGACCAACCACUGGUUAACCACUCUUGGCUGCGAAGUGCGUCGUCCUUCCAAGUUUACUUCUCACGUUUCCUCAUGGCACGACCGCAGCACUUCCAAAUAUGGCUGUUACAUGGCUAGCAUGUGGCUCCUUUUCUCUCUUUUUUUUUAUACCCCACCCAUCUUCUUUUUGUUACUUUUUUUUUCCCCUGUAACAUGUACAUGUGAUACAGUCCCCCUGUGGGGACGGCCUCAUCGCUACCGUCUCUCGUGCUCCCUCUACAAGAUUAGGUGCGCAGUUGCCUCUGGUGAUGCAAAACUUGCAUAAACGUCUGCUUGUCUCUC
Dermacentor albipictus is the source of this 5014-nucleotide messenger RNA. Its product is annotated as NPC intracellular cholesterol transporter 1-like. Gene Ontology annotation, molecular function: lipid carrier activity; cholesterol binding. Lineage: Eukaryota; Metazoa; Arthropoda; Arachnida; Ixodida; Ixodidae. Gene Ontology annotation, cellular component: plasma membrane. The record is from RefSeq and is a predicted model, not a curated record. Gene Ontology annotation, biological process: cholesterol homeostasis; intestinal cholesterol absorption.